AUGACUCGACGCUGGGCAAGAAGAAUCGAGCGACACCUCUGCACCUGUGCUACAUAUUUCCCCCUUGCCUUCGUCUACGGCCUGACUAGCUGGGCUGUAUUUGUCGCUGUCAACAUAAGUACGGUGCCGUCAAAGGCGGAUCACUUGGGAGUUUCCAGCGCUACUGCAGCGGUCGUGUUAUAUCUCCUCCUCAACUGGUCCUACACCACUGCCGUGUUUACACCGCCCGGCAGCACGACGAAUGAUAAUGGCUACAGUACGUUACCAACGACGGCGCCACCUGCGACCACCUCCUUUACCGUCAAGGCCAAUGGCGAGAUGCGAUUCUGCAAGAAAUGCCAGGCACGGAAGCCCGAUAGAGCGCAUCACUGCUCGACGUGCCAGCGCUGCGUGCUGAAGAUGGAUCACCAUUGCCCAUGGCUUGCCACAUGUAUCGGGCUGCACAACCAUAAAGCUUUCUUGCUUUUUCUCAUAUAUGCUACCGUAUUCUCGCUGUGCUGCUUCGCUAUCUCUUUCAGCUGGGUCUGGAUCGAGAUUAUGAACAGUACCACCUUCAUCGAGGAUAUGAUGCCCGUUAACUAUAUCAUCUUAUGCGUAAUUUCAGGCAUCAUCAGCGUCGUGGUUGGUGCCUUCACCUCCUGGCACGUCUGGCUCGCCAGCAGGGGUCAGACGACAAUCGAAUGCCUCGAAAAGACGCGCUACCUCUCCCCCAUCCGCAAGUCCCUUCAACAAACCUACAUCGCGCAACACACGGGACAGGGCGUUCCACUGCCCAAGUACGGCCAGCAGCUUCUUGACAUCCACCAAAAUACCCUGCCGGGCAUCACCCGCCCCGAAGAGGGCGAGGAGCUACGCUCGUCUCCCCCCAGCUCCCCCGGAAACCCCGCCGCACAGCACCGCCUCGACGACCGCACCACGGCCUCCUACCCGGCUGGCGGACCUCAGCUCGACGGGUCCCGCCACCUCACCUACGACGACAUGGAGCGGUACCGGGUCCGCAGGCGCUACGAGGAGUACCUGGACGAGGAAGACUCGACGAAGCUGCCCAACGCCUUCGACCUGGGUGCCAAGCGCAACCUGCUGCACCUGUUCGGCCCCGUCCCCUGGCUGUGGGCCCUCCCCAUAUGCAACACCACCGGCGACGGCUGGUCGUGGGAGGCCAGCCCGCGCUGGUCAGAGGCCCGCGACCGCCUUGCCCGCGACCGCCAGGAGCAGCGCGAGCGCGAGCGCGCCGCCGGCUGGGGCGCUGGCAGCGACACCGACACCCCCGUCCAGACCCCGACCGGCUGGUACCAGCCGCCACCGCCGCCUCGUCCUCAGGGACCGCCCGCCAGUGGCGCCGGCAGGCAUUACCUGCAUCCAUCAGCGGCGCCACCCCGGCACAGUCCCAGCCCCAGCCGCGGGCCCACUCUUCCGGGAAAUGGUGGGCGGCGGACGCCGAGCAAGGCCGACCGCGUGCUGGGGAGGGACGUGGACUCGUACCUCGACGGCACCUUCGCGCCGCAGAACCAGCAGUCCGUGUCGCUGAGCCGCCUGAGCCCGGCGGGGUUCGCCGUCUACGAAGACGAUUUCAUCGACAGCGGCUUCGACAACGACAACGAUUUCGGCACGAGCGGCGACGAGCAGGAGGCGACCGUCGCCGCCGCCGCCGCCACCACCCCCAAUGCCCUGUCAAGCGAGGCAUCCCCCCCGCAGCCACCGUCACGCGCCGAGGCGGAGCGCCGCGCCCUCAACUUCGUCACCAACGGCGGGUGGGACCGCGGCGGCGCGAGCGGCCUGCUGCGCAAGGGCUCGUCGACGUCGUCGGCCGGCGGGCCCGCGUCGCCACCGCUGCUUCUGGCGGCGACUCCUCCCAUCCCCCAAUCGGGUGGCAGGAAUAACGCCUUCGGCGGCGAGGACGCGGAGGGCGUCGAUUGA
Molecule: messenger RNA, 1917 nt
Organism: Phialemonium atrogriseum
Lineage: Eukaryota; Fungi; Ascomycota; Sordariomycetes; Cephalothecales; Cephalothecaceae
Product: zf-DHHC-domain-containing protein
Exons: 2
Coding region: 1-1917 (638 amino acids)
Molecular function (GO): palmitoyltransferase activity
Source: RefSeq, a predicted model, not a curated record